UAUCAGUGUAGAAAUUGUUGAGAAAUUGUAGAAAAAACUCUUUCUCUCUAACAGCCACCACGGAGAAUCUGUUCCUGUGGUGGGUGAACUUUUGACAGAUUGGGUCCAACAAUGUUUCCACUGGGUUUGUCUUCAGUCUACUCAAUUUGCAGUUUUGGGGCUGGAGUUGCAGGGAAUGUCUUUGCCUUUGUGUUGUUUGUAUCUCCAAUACCCACAUUCAGGAGAAUUAUUAGAAGCCAAUCAACAGAACAGUUCUCAGAAUUGCCAUAUAUAUAUGGCCUCUUGAAUUGCUUAAUAUGCCUCUGGUAUGGCACCCCGAUCGUCACUCCUGGUAUCAUACUGGUUUUCACUGUCAAUUCAAUUGGAGGAGUUUUCCAGUUGGCAUACAUCACCAUCUUCAUCAUAUAUGCAGAGAGAACGAAAAAGUUGAAAACUUUGGGGUGGUUGCUAGGCGUUUUCGCUGUGUUUGCCAUCAUAGUUUCUGUCAGCAUAUUUGUGUUUCAGCCUCCAACUCGACAGAUUUUUGUUGGAUAUUUGUCUGUCUUUUCCCUCAUUUCCAUGUUUGCUUCUCCGCUAUUCAUUAUUAACUUGGUGAUCAAGACAAGAAGUGUCGAAUACAUGCCAUUUUACCUCUCGCUCGCAACUUUCUUGAUGAGUCUCUCGUUCUUCGCCUAUGGAUUGCUCCUCUAUGAUAUGUUCAUAUCUGUACCGAAUGGGAUUGGAGCAGUUCUUGGGAUUGUACAAUUAGUGUUGUACUUCUAUAUCAGUGGUAGAUCAGGGGAAGAGCCGAGAACGCCUCUGCUUGAAUCUUAUGCAUGAAAAGAACAUAAUUUUGUUGUCUUAAUCUGUUUUAUGUGCUCGACGUGAUUUGAUCGAGGAUUGGCAUCAUUUGACAACACAGUUCUGCAGUUGCAUUCUUUGUGAACCUUAAAAGGAGCCAGUCUUGGCGGUUUUUAAUGUAGUUUGGAGCUGAUGAGAGGCUCAGAGGAGAGCACACUGAUUAUAUAUCAGUCUGUAAAUCAUUCUUUUCAAGAGUGUGUAUAUAUGCAUAUAAUAUAUGCUAUAUGUAUGUUUGAAUGCAGUUUGUCAUACCAAUAAAAGUUUAAUUUCUAUUGUUAGAUUUGUUA
Messenger RNA from Ipomoea triloba (trilobed morning glory), 1127 nucleotides. RefSeq names its product bidirectional sugar transporter SWEET2a-like. Lineage: Eukaryota; Viridiplantae; Streptophyta; Magnoliopsida; Solanales; Convolvulaceae. The record is from RefSeq and is a predicted model, not a curated record. Gene Ontology annotation, cellular component: membrane. The transcript is spliced from 6 exons. Bases 112 to 819 code for a protein of 235 amino acids. Gene Ontology annotation, molecular function: sugar transmembrane transporter activity. Gene Ontology annotation, biological process: carbohydrate transport.